AUGUUAUUCAAUCUGAGGGUGAACGCAGAGGACAUUGAAAGUUUAAAACAGAGCCACAUGGAAAUCAUUCUGAAAUGCGCAAAAGAUAAUCCAGUAUCACCAGAAGAUAUAGAACAAUUCAAAAAACUCCAGCUGCCUGAUAACGGAAAUGCUAAAUGUCUUUUCGCGUGUACGUACAAACUGACAGGAAUGAUGGAUGACCAAGGGAUGCUCUCUGUGGAAGGUGUGAAUGCAUUAGCACGUAAAUUUCUAUCUGAAGAUCCUGAACGACUGAAAAAAGCUGAACAAUUUACGGAUGCCUGUAAAAGUGUAAAUGAUGUGGAGGUAUCGGAUGGGAAUAAAGGAUGUGAGAGGGCGGCUCUGAUGUUCAAAUGUAGCGUGGAAAAAGCUCCUGAGUUUGACUUCAUUAAA
Molecule: messenger RNA, 411 nt
Organism: Brenthis ino (lesser marbled fritillary)
Lineage: Eukaryota; Metazoa; Arthropoda; Insecta; Lepidoptera; Nymphalidae
Source: the annotation of a GenBank genome assembly